AAGUCAAGUCGGUGACUCAGUGUGUUUGGUCUGUUCAAUGUUGUUUGUGUUAGGCCUAGUACAGAACAUUGAAAUUUAACGGUUUGACCUAUUUAUUAUGGCUUUCCACGUAUAUCAUGACCACAAUUACUGCCAAGUGCAACAAGAAUUGCUAGAGAUGAAAGAAGAGUUAUUUAGUAUAUGUUCAACUUCACGAUUAGAAUCGGAGCCAGGUACGCCUGUUUCUCAGCCAUCGGCAUCGACAUCGGCGUCAUCCGAAAUAAUGUUGCAAAGAAUCAAUGUCAAUGUGAGUUGCAAUGAGAGUAUGAUGAGUAGCCACGAAAAGCCAGUUUUUUUCACAGACAUUUCAAGGCAUGCUUUUAACUAUGCAACCCAGCACAGGCUACAAUUAAAUAUCAAUGACAAUUUUGACUCGACUUCUGGAUGGUGGCUAAAAAUUGCACCAAUGCAUACAGACUUGCCUCAAGCCAAAGGUGGCCCUAUGAAUACCAUUACAAUUAUGGUUAAAGAGUCUGGGUCAGUUUACGUUAGAGUGCUAGAACAUAUAGUUGAGGAGAGCGAGUGUGUUGAGAAUGGAUAUUUUAUACCUGAAGCCUUCAUUGCAAUGCUUGGCAAACUGCAACAUGAAACGUGCUUUGGCAUAGAUGAAGAGAGCUACGAACAAUAUACAUCAAAUAUACAGUAUGAGACAAAGGCUUGUCAGAAACGUGACUUUCCGUUUCGCCACUAUGUUUCAAAAUCAUGUCUUAAAAUCAUGAAACCACGGAAAAGGAAACAUAAAAUGUGCAGUAAGUGUUGCAAGAUGAUGAAAAAUAUGAAACAUAGCAACACGCAGGUUGGAAAUGUUUUGCCAUCGCGCAAGAAAAGCCGCACAAUGCCAUCCUCUCGAUAUAACAUUCACCUACUGUCAUCAACUAGUCUUAGAGAACGCAUGCGCAACUCUGCACGCAAGACAGCUAGGCUCACUGCAAAAACUAUCAAAUUAGAAAAGAAAUUGGAAGAAUUGUAUGCCACUUUAAAUUAAUAACAAAGCACAGAAAUGGCUGUAGAAUUUCUAUCUAGCAGCAAACAAGGACAGAAUGUGUUCAACCAGCUAUACUUGCUGACACAGAGGAGAGAGCUGGAAAGGAAGUGAUAAAUGCCAUGAAGGAAACAAGGGAGAAAGACCAAGCACAACCAAACUGGAAACAAGUCAAAUGUGUGGUCUUCAGUCGCAUAUCGAAUAGGUUGCUGAAGACACGCCCAAAUAUGGAGCCGGCAGCGAGCUUGGGCGGGAGCAGAGAGAGAAGGCACGCAGAGAGAAGUACGGCCUUGUGAGAAAGAAAUACGAUCCUGAAGCACAACCAUGGUUGCUGCAAGGAGGAACAAAUGGGAAAAUGCAAGCUACAAUGCUACAAUGCUCCAACAAUGCCGUUUUCUUGCAUCUUCCUGAGUCAGCGCAGGUGUUCUUCAGCUUGGCGCGUUCUGGCUCCUGCUAGAUUUACUUCAUGACUCAACAAGCAGGGGCUCGCCAGCUGCUAGUGCUGUGCCGCCGCAGCGCAUUCCCACGCUACAGCAGCUGUCCCUCCUGAGGAUCACUCCAGAAACACGACGACCUGAGCGGGCGACGGACACGCCGACGUCAUAUCAUUUGUCUGCUUCGAUCGGUCAUUGUCGGACGAUGCGCCGGUCACUACGGGCCGGUUUCCCUGCGGUCAGUAAGAACAGCCUGCGGCGGCACGUCCCCAUGAAGACAAGACAAGCGUCGACCACCAACGGAUGCUCUCUGCUGAGGAAAUCAUCUCCUCUUAGUGCUGUCUCACGCUUUUUCGCUCUAAAACUGUAAUGAUUUAGCGUGUAUGCGUAAAAGUAGGGGGGAGAGACAGUGCCCGUAUUAUGUGUGCGCGUGCGUGCGUACGUGCGUACGUGCGUGUGUCUCGUUACUCUUACAGUAUCUUGCGCGCACUUCUCUCGAGUAAAACCCCCCUACCCAGCCCCUACCCCGGCGCUUUGUAUUGUGACCACGCUCCUUGCUCGCGUGUAGACCCGCCGCCGCUGCCCCCGACGCAUCUAGGAAAAAGAAGCUCUAUAGUUAUGUGCAAAGUGCAAAGAUCGUGAAUCUAACUAACGUAGGGCGCCCCCGUACGAGAGCUAUGCAUCGUCGCGUCGACGGUCAUGCGCUCUGGCCUCUCAUCGUCUGUAUUCUGCGGCGCACGCGACCUCACGCGGCAGCGAGCGUCCUUGCGGCCGGGGUAGUGGAGGGCGGUUCUGACGUGUAAGGGUUGCGCGUUUGCAUUUCCUUGCCGUCAGCGGCGAGCUGCUGUGCAGGAGGAGUCUGCGGGAGGAGAACACGAUGAGUUGUUCACGCGUGGCAGACGCAGCGAGUCGCUGUGCUUCGUCUCGAUACACGAAUCGUCGCCGAGCAGCUGCUAAUGCGGAGCGCGGAUGUUAGCUUGGGAAUGGUAGUGCGUAAUCUUGCAGUUGAGAUGCUGCUACAGAACCGGCUGUAUAUCGCUCUCUGGCUUCGAUUUAAGAAUGUGUUAAAACGUCGUCAUCUCGAUGAGAGAGAUCGAAGGUGUUUUUUUAUUUUACCACACGUACGUGCCCGACAUAUGUAACUAUUAAAAUAUCCCCAAUCCGAGAUCUGUACAUGUGGUUCGUACAUGCGGUGCUGGAGGUGUGAAUCACGUGCUAAUCGCACGUCUGCAGUUGACCCAAAGUACAGUAGUAAUACGAGGCAUGUAUAGGUACGUGUAUAUAGGAUACUGUAUACAAAACAAUAUGGGGUUACCAACGUGUCGCCUAUAUAACAAUAAUGGUUAUACUUAUUACUUGCCACGUAUUUAACGGAAUAAUUACCGAAUAAUACGGAAUUUUAGGGAAGCGUUGAUCGCGCAGAUGUGUUGCUAGAAGAGAGCUGCUUGCGCCACCACGCGUAGACGAUGUACGUACAAAUAUUAUGUAAGCUUGAUCACUAGUGUUUGUUGGCUGUUUACGUGCAGGUUUAGCGUGAAGUGUAGAGACGAUGUCACGGAAAUAAAUUGUCUGUAUACAAAUGUCAAA
This is a messenger RNA of Priapulus caudatus, 3042 nucleotides long. RefSeq lists its product as uncharacterized. The record is from RefSeq and is a predicted model, not a curated record. The transcript is spliced from 4 exons. Bases 98 to 1024 code for a protein of 308 amino acids. Lineage: Eukaryota; Metazoa; Priapulida; Priapulimorpha; Priapulimorphida; Priapulidae.